CGUCGAGGGUGACAACAGGGGUCGUGCCAUUUCCCAUCGCCGGUUUUUAAACUACCCGUUGAGCUACGAGCCCCGGGAUCUCUUCGACGCCUUGAAAGGAGGAGAAGGCCUCGACGUUUCUUGAGCGAUCUUUAACAAGAGACCCCCGGGCGGACUCGUCCCUCGCAAAAGCAUUCUUUUCACCCCAAAUCGCCCCGUAUUUUUCCGCCGGGUCGAUGCCGAACGUCGUAGACUUUCGGGCCUCCCGCAGGGCGUCGGCGGCGGCGAGACGCUCUGCCCCCCCGAUGCCCCGCUUCGACCGGAUCCCGCGACCGUCGGCCUCGAAGAUGCUGAGCGAAUCGGCCAGGCUGCUGUCGUUCUCCAAGGGGUGGCCCCGGUCGUCCCCCGUGCGGCCCGCGGACUUGGCGCGGGCCGGACUCUACCGCAUGGGCUUCAGCGACCUGGUGGCCUGCUUCCGCUGCGGCGGGAUGAUGCAUCGCUGGGAGGAGGGGGACGACCCCGCUCGGGAGCACGCCAGGCACUUCCCCGCCUGCGCUCGCGCGGCCCCGUUGCCGCCGGCCACUCAGGAUGGCGCCGACUCCGGACUGAGUCCAGAGAUGCGUUCGUUCGGGGCGCGACUCAGAUCUUUCGCGAGCUGGCCGUACACCGCCAAUGUGUCCCCGCCUGAACUGGCCUACGCAGGCUUCUACUAUUCCGGUUACGGAGAUCUUGUGAAGUGCUUCAGCUGCGACGGUCAUCUACAAGAGUGGGCGCUGGGAGACAGCGCUUGGCAUGAGCACGCAAAGUGGUUUCCCAGACCCUCACCUGAUACAGCAGCGCCAUCGACUGAAGAGCUUCUGGACAAGCUGGAAGAGCGGCUGUCCUGCAAGGUGUGCAUGGAGCGCGAGGUGUCCACGAUGUUCGUGCCGUGCGGACACGUGGCCACGUGCGGCCACUGCGCCCUCUCCCUGAGCCGGUGUCCCGUGUGCCGCGUCGCCGUGCAGACGUCGCUCCGGGCCUUCAUGGUUUAGGCGGACGGCCGGGCGAAGGAGGAGGAGAGAGAAACGACCGCCGGGGAUCCCGACCGCCCGUGGCUUCGACCGUUGGGGCGAGUUCGUUGAUUCACCCCUCCCCUCUCCCGUGCCGAGGCAUAAGCCGGUCGCUGGCGAGCGUUCGGCGUUCGUUUUUUCCGCGCCGGGAGGCACGGGGAGGGCAAUUUCACUUGGCCACCGGCCUCCACCCAUAGAGCAGCCUUUUUUU
Messenger RNA from Petromyzon marinus (sea lamprey), 1239 nucleotides. The record is from RefSeq and is a predicted model, not a curated record. Lineage: Eukaryota; Metazoa; Chordata; Hyperoartia; Petromyzontiformes; Petromyzontidae.